Molecule: messenger RNA, 909 nt
Organism: Trichoderma breve
Lineage: Eukaryota; Fungi; Ascomycota; Sordariomycetes; Hypocreales; Hypocreaceae
Product: phosphoadenosine phosphosulfate reductase family domain-containing protein
Exons: 5
Coding region: 1-909 (302 amino acids)
Biological process (GO): FAD biosynthetic process
Molecular function (GO): FMN adenylyltransferase activity
Source: RefSeq, a predicted model, not a curated record
AUGACGAUAUCUGUAUCUGUUUCUCUACCCGAAUCACGAAUGCACGCUGUCCCCGUUCCCUUGAUUGCCGCAAAGGCCAUGGCCACGAUCAACGUCAACGGCCACGCCAACCAGCCCGGCCUGGCCCACGGCUCGCUGUACGAGGCAUGCGUCGCCAUGAGGGAAAAAGUCGAUUCUUUUCUGGCUGAGGAGUUGGAGACGCCGUUGUUGCGGAGGGCGCAGGAGCAGGUGCGCAUCUCGGUGCGGGUGGUGGACGAGGCGCUGGAGCGGUAUCGACCGGACGAGAUUUCCAUAUCAUACAAUGGCGGUAAAGAUUGUCUCGUCAUGCUCAUCGUCCUCCUCGCCUGCUACGCGCGACGAUACUCGCCCCCCAAGUCCGCCCUCGGCGGCGCAAACGCUCCCAACGGGCCGGCCAACCUGCCGCCUUUCCCCGAGAAGCUGCACGCCGUCUACAUUGUUUCCGCGGACCCCUUUGCAGAAGUGGACGACUUUGUCGAGUCGAGCAGCGCAGACUAUCACCUGGACAUUGCCCGCUUUACGCUGCCGAUGAAGAAGGGCCUGGAGGUGUUCAAGGCGGAGAACCCCAGCAUUCGGGCCAUUUUCGUGGGGACUCGGCGGACGGAUCCGCAUGGCGAGAAGCUGAAGCAUUUCGACCCGACGGAUGCGGGAUGGCCUGAUUUUAUGCGGAUACAUCCUGUGAUUGAUUGGCAUUAUACUGAGAUUUGGGCGUUUACUCGGCAUUUGGAUAUCCCAUACUGCUCCCUAUACGAUCAGGGAUAUACGAGCCUGGGCGGAAGAGGAGAUACGCUACCGAAUCCUAAACUGAAGAAACAGGGCAACGACAAAGAAUUCCGACCGGCAUACGAAUUAGUAGAAGACGACGAAGAACGACUUGGCCGAUUCAAGUAA